Molecule: messenger RNA, 517 nt
Organism: Capsella rubella
Lineage: Eukaryota; Viridiplantae; Streptophyta; Magnoliopsida; Brassicales; Brassicaceae
Source: RefSeq, a predicted model, not a curated record
AGGUCUUUAUAAAUGAAUGAAUCAAAAAAACCUUAUUCUCUGUAGAGACAGAGAGAGGAGGAGGAGAAGAAGGAAGAGAGAAGAGAAGAAGGCUCUCUCUGCGUUAAACAGUGAGGAGGAUGAAGAAGAAGAUGAAGGAGGAAGGCGGAAGGGAAGGAGAAAGAUAGUGGGUGCGUUAUUGUGUCUAAACUUCUUUUAUUCUUUUCAUUUUUCUAAUCCAGUCCUUUUACUUUCUUUACACUUUUAAUUCGCUCCCUUUAGUUUCUUUUAUUAGCACUAUACUCCUUUUGCCUUACAUUUCGAGAUACGGCCCAUCAAAAGGCCCACUUUAAGAUCCUCUUUCGCCGCAACAUGUGUGAUUCAUAACGUCUCCGUACCAAUUACACUAAUAAACCCAAUUCUGAUCGUGACACUGACGCCCAACAUAUUAAAACUGAAAAUAAAUUUGGUUAUAAGGAGAGAGAUUUGUGGAAAACGUAGGGGUUUAGGAACAAAAGUUGUAACUGACGAAACCUAA